Cutaneotrichosporon cavernicola is the source of this 2235-nucleotide messenger RNA. RefSeq lists its product as uncharacterized. The record is from RefSeq and is a predicted model, not a curated record. The transcript is spliced from 4 exons. Gene Ontology annotation, biological process: DNA-templated transcription; regulation of DNA-templated transcription. Bases 1 to 2235 code for a protein of 744 amino acids. Lineage: Eukaryota; Fungi; Basidiomycota; Tremellomycetes; Trichosporonales; Trichosporonaceae. Gene Ontology annotation, molecular function: DNA-binding transcription factor activity, RNA polymerase II-specific; DNA binding; zinc ion binding.
AUGGGCACCCUGCCACCUACGCGCAAGCGAUCCUCGCGCGCCUGCGACGGAUGCAAGCAGCGCCGCAUGAAAUGCGAGGACAUUAUGCCGUCCUCGACCACCAACGAACCCACUUGCAAGCUGUGUCGCGAGUCGGGCGUCGACUGUACAUUCGAAACACCUGUACGCAAGCGUGGACCUGCUCCAGGGUUUCGGCGGCCUGCGGGUAGUCCACGUGGCAAGGGUGGCAGCGACGAUGAGGGCGAAGGGAGUGCCGACGGCGGCGAUCGUGCGCCCAACGGCAGUGGCGGGGAGGCAAGUUCACGUAAGCCCGCCGAGCGCCAUAUUGCGCCACCAGGCCGGCGGCGGCGCGCACCCCUCCUCGGCUUGCCACCGGCCCUUGUUGACGAACUCCUCGCGGUGUACUUUACUCACGUGCACAAUGUGUGGCCGCUGAUAUACAAGCCCAUGUUUAACCCGCACGCGACGAGCGCGCCGCUCUUGCUCGCAAUGCUGAGCAUCGCGGCGUGUGUGACCCUUCCAUCGGGCAAGGAUGGGCUGGACAGUGACAAACUGUUCGCGAUGGCCGAGAGUGCCCUGCACCAUGACCGCACAGAGAGUCGCAUCGACAUCCUCCAGGCGCUCAUGGUCUUGUCUCUCCGCCAGACGGGUUGCGGGAACAAGCGCAGUGCUUUCGCAUACGGAGGGCGCGCGAGUAUCAUGGCACUCAACCUCGGACUGCACCUGGCUCCGUCCGGACCGACGGACGCAGGCGACCUCGAGCUCCGCUCGCGCGUGUACUGGAACGUGUAUGUGCUGGAUAAGAUCCUCGCAGAGGAGACCGGGCGCCCAUUUCUGCUGCCGUACCGCCGCUCGUCAACGGCCAUGCCCAGUACCGACGAGGCGGACGAGUAUGAGCCGUGGCCACCACAAACGGCGAGCAGCGCGCCGUUGCCGCGCAGUGUGCGCCAUGUUCCUCCGCGUCGUGGACACGUCAUGAGUUUCUUCGUUUGGACAUGCCGGCUCGGCAUGCUCGUCGAGGACAUCCUCGAUCUUGAGGUCAUCGGCCCGCCCAUCAGCCAUAAAUGGGACGAUGACUAUGUCACCAGCCUUCAAGAACAACACGACGUGGUGCAGCGCGCCGAGAGGAUUGGCAAGAGCCUCGACGAGUGGCGCCGCCUCUUACCCAAACACCUCGACAUUGAUUUGUCGGGCCAGACGCAGCCACUGCCACAUUGCGUUGUCGGCAUGGCGUGGUACCACUGUGUGAAAAUCCUGCUCUACAGCCGCUUCAUCAAGCAGCGCAACCCGCUAAACGCGCACGUAGACGGGGCAGCCCUCGCAGAGCGCGCGCACCGGACCUGCUCCGAGUCGGCCGAGGCCUGUGUGGACCUCCUCGCCCACCUUGACCGGCACAAAUUGCUUGCGCAGGUCAGCGCUGACGUGAUCCACAUGCUCAGCAUUGUCACGCUAUUUGAGGCUUUCGACGCGACUGAUCCCGACGAGGCGCUGGCGCACCGCGCAAAGGUCAACUUUGCGCAGUGUUGCAUAUGGCUGCGCGACUUUUCGGCAUCCUGGCCCGCAGCCUCGAUGCACAAGGUCUUCUUCGAGGGCCUAAUCCAGGGCGGGCUGCGCAUCUCGUCUGGCGACCUUCCCCCCGACUCACCCGAGGCCGCCUUCUCCCCCGCGACGCCCAGCAUGCCCGAGGAGCUGCGCGUGAUGGGCCGCAACCUCGCGACGGGCCGUUCAGCAUCCAGCGUAGCGGGCGCGACGCCACGAACGAUGACGACGCCUGGCUCGACAGGUCCUGGCCCCAGCACGCUCCCCGAUCCCGGGCCGGCGCCGGCGCCGGGCCCCAGCCUCUUCCAGCUUCCCCAGUUCUACUGGAACCACUUGACGACCGUGCCGAUGGAAGGCGGCCAGGGCGAGCCGGAACAGCGGGCCGACUUGGACUUUGAAUUCGACAUGCACAGCCAGAGCGCGCAGGGACAUACACCGGAGAUGCUUCCACCAAUGCCAUACCCCCAUGACGGCGUUCGCGGCAUGCACCCUAGCGCAAGCGAUAACCUACGUAACCUGGACAUGCGGUACCCCCCAGCGCACCCACAUGCCAACGGUAGCGAGCCGGCGUUCAUACCUCCGUCAGCGGCGUGGGCUGGCGCGCCCGUCAUCGGUCCGCAUUCUGGCCCUCAGGACCAGGCAGCGAUCUACGCGGCGCUCAUGAGCUACAUGGUUGAGGCGGCCAAGACGAGCUAG